AUGGCACCCAUUCGCAUCGGCUUCAUCGGCCUGAGCGCUGCAGCUUCUGGCUCCGGGUGGGCCAACAGCGCCCAUUUGCCCUAUCUACGAAACACCUCCAAAUACAGUAUCAUCGCCCUCUGCAACUCGAGCGUCGAAGCCGCGCAAGCAUCCGUCAAAGCGAAUGGGCUCCCUGCCGAGACGAAGGCUUAUGGCUCCCCAGAGAACCUAGCCGCAGACGCCGAUGUCGACCUCGUAGUCUGCUGCGUGCGGGUGGACAAGCACCGGGACGCCCUUCUGCCGGCUCUCGAGGCGGGGAAGGACUGUUUCUGCGAGUGGCCACUUGGUGCGAACCUUGAACAGGCCCAGGAGCUGGCGAGGCUGGCGGAUGAAAAGGGCGUGAGCAGUAUGGUGGGGCUGCAGGCGAGGCACUCGCCGUAUGUGAGGAAGGUCAAGGGGGUGGUGGAGAGCGGCAGGAUUGGCAAGGUGCUGAGCACGACGGUCGUGGCCUGUGGAUACAAUUUCGGGACCGAGCCUACGCCGGUGGGGAUAAAGUAUCUGGGUGAAAGACAUGUGGGUGGGAACGUGGCUACGAUCCAUUUUGGGCAUAUGAUGGACUUCGUGCUCUACGCCCUCGGAGAGCUCAAGUCCUACAGCUCCAUCUACGGAAACCAGCGGCCAAAAGUGCAGCUCAUCGACAAAGGCACCGGCAAGAUUGUAGAGACGUUCACCAAGGACGCGCCUGAUCAGGUCCUUGUCCAAGGCCAUCUCGAGUCUGGCGCUCUGCUUUCCUUCCAUCUGCGUGGCGGUAAGCCUUUUGCAGGCGAGCCCAGCAUCCUCUGGCGUGUAUACGGUGAGAAGGGCGAGAUACAAGUCACUGGAUCAAGCGCAAUGCUCAACAUUGGGGCCCCGGAUACUACAGUCAAAAUCCACAAUUUCGAGAGUGGCGAUGUGGAGACACUCGAAGUUGGCAAAGACGACUUCUCUUCUCUGCCACAGCCUGCUCAGAACAUCGCGAGAUGCUAUGAAGCGUUCGCCGAUGGAGAGAAAGAGAACAUUGUCGAUUUCAAAGCUGCGGCAUUGAGGCACGCGUUGAUCGAGGAGAUGGACGAGCGAGAACGGAGUGGGCAUCAGGACAGCAAAGCUACCUAUAGAUAUCUCUAG
This is a messenger RNA of Coniosporium apollinis CBS 100218, 1143 nucleotides long. RefSeq lists its product as uncharacterized. Bases 1 to 1143 code for a protein of 380 amino acids. NCBI's taxonomy places the organism in Eukaryota, Fungi, Ascomycota, Dothideomycetes. The record is from RefSeq and is a predicted model, not a curated record. The transcript is spliced from 2 exons. Gene Ontology annotation, molecular function: nucleotide binding.